Aspergillus mulundensis is the source of this 1932-nucleotide messenger RNA. RefSeq names its product putative ATP-dependent Clp protease. Gene Ontology annotation, molecular function: ATP hydrolysis activity; ATP binding. The transcript has 5 exons. The record is from RefSeq and is a predicted model, not a curated record. Gene Ontology annotation, biological process: protein catabolic process; proteolysis. Gene Ontology annotation, cellular component: mitochondrial matrix. Bases 1 to 1932 code for a protein of 643 amino acids. NCBI's taxonomy places the organism in Eukaryota, Fungi, Ascomycota, Eurotiomycetes, Eurotiales, Aspergillaceae.
AUGCUGCGGCUGCCAUGGCCAUGUCGGCCUUCCCCAUUGCACCACUACUGCGCUCUCCGCUAUCGGCGUCCCCUCGCCCUUCGUCCUUUGCGCACGCGACGCGGGUUCUCGAGCUCAUCUGUGUCAUUCCCUACCUCUUCGCAGUUCGACAGAACCGAUUUCACAAAUCAACCCUUCUCCGGCGUAUACGAACCCGGGCUUCCAACGGCCGGCCCUCUGGGAACCACACCAGCCUUCGGAGCUCCGCGCAUUACGCCGAAAUCAUUGAAACAAUAUCUGGACCAAUUUGUUGUUGGACAGGACCGUGCAAAGAAGAUCCUCAGUGUCGCAGUAUACAAUCAUUAUCAACGGGUUCAAGAGCUCCAGAGGCGCCAAGAAGAAGCCGAGGAAUUGCUCGCCAAGCGGCUGCGCAGAGAGGACAUCGAGAGACGCCAGGAGGAACAUGAGGAUCUUCUAGCCGAGCAUGCGAGCAGGAAGCCCGUUGAGCGCCAUCCGGUGGAGGACGAGUACCCAGGUCAACCACGCACGACAUACCUGGACCCUUUACCUACACAGCCACCUAUCGCCACGGACAAGGCAGAACUUGACGAAUCGAACCAACUACAAAUUGAGAAAUCCAAUGUUCUUCUAUUGGGGCCUUCCGGAGUGGGCAAAACACUCAUGUCGAAGUCACUAGCUAAAGUAUUAUCGGUCCCAUUCAGCAUCUCAGACUGCACCCCCUUUACACAGGCUGGUUAUAUUGGAGAAGAUGCAGAAGUAUGCGUACACAGACUAUUAGCGGCUGCCAACUACGACGUCGAACAAGCGGAGCGUGGAAUAAUUGUUUUGGAUGAGAUAGACAAGAUCGCCAAGACGACCACCACAGGGGGACAUGGAGGAAAUCGCGAUGUUUCCGGCGAAGGAGUCCAACAAGCCCUAUUGACCAUAAUCGAGGGAACGACGGUGCAAGUCCAUGUGAAACAGGAACGAAAUGCACCACGUAUGAACGGAACGCCCAGUUCUUCUACGCCUUAUCCUUCAAAUAAUCCUAUAGGAAACCCUCCAUUCACUCCCCCAAGUGGCGGCAACAUGCCUCAAAAGGGCGAGGUCAUCAAUGUCCGCACCCAUAACAUCUUAUUCAUAUGCUCCGGCGCAUUCGUCGGAUUGCACAAGGUCGUGAUGGACCGAAUAUCGCGUGGAUCAAUGGGCUUCGGCCAACCAGUUCGGACUCCACCCCAGACUCACACAGACCGACCGCAUUCUUCCGACCCUGCAGCUAGUCAACCCAUCCCAAUCCUUCCGGGCUCGGAAGAAGAAGCCCUCUACAGGAAACAUCUUCCGUUUUUUACGCCUCCGUCAGUGUCAUCACCUGAUGCCGAACCUACCUAUUUUAACCCUCUAGACCUCAUCAACCAAACCGACCUCCAAAAUUACGGCUUCAUUCCGGAGCUCGUAGGCCGCAUUCCGGUCAAUGCCGCCCUAUCAGCCCUAACUCAGCCCUUACUCGUCCGCAUCCUCACCGAACCCCGCAAUUCUCUAGUCGCCCAAUACACCACGCUCUUCUCUCUAUCCGGAAUUGAACUUCGCUUCACAACGCCCGCUUUGCACAAAAUUGCCGCUAAUGCCUUUACAAUGGGCACAGGGGCCCGCGCUCUCCGCACGGAAAUGGAAACUAUUCUCAGCGACGCAAUGUUCGAGACACCGGGUUCAAGCGUGAAAUUCGUCCUCGUCACGGAAAGCGUAGCUGAGCGUAACGAAAAGCCAGUGUAUCUUGGCCGUGGCCAGGGAGGGCGCUUCCACUCUAUGAUUGCUGCGGAGGAAGAUCAGUGGGGAGAGAGGAUGCGGCAGAAGAAGCUAAAAGAUAAGAGGGCGAAGUCUCAGGCUACUAGGUUCGGGGAAGGUCCGUCCAUCUCUUCUUUUAGAGAGUAUCGGAGUAAAGCGUCUGGGUCGUGA